AUGGAGAAGGCUGAGGUACUCAAUGACUUUUUUGCCUCACUCUUCACCAGCAAGUGCUCUAGCCACACAACUGAAGUCACAGAAGGCUGGGAGAAUGAAGAACUGCCCAUUGUAGGAGAAAAUCAGUUAUUUGUGAAACCAUCUCAGGAUGAGCUACAAGAAGCAAUUUCUGCUCGUGCAGCAAGAGAGCAAACAGCUGAAUACUCAGAUGACUUCGAGAGUGACGAAGAUGGAGUGUUAAAUGGUAUUGGGGAAGAACUUAAUGAAAGUAAUUCAGGUGCUGAAAGCACUAAGAAAUCAGUUGGUGUUGAGAGUCCUCUCUCAGAUGAUGAUGCUUCACAAAAAGCAGCAGAUUUGGAAAACGAAGCUGCUGAUGACUUGACUUUAUCCUUUCAUGAAAAGAAUCUUCAGCAAGUAAUGCUUUUAGAAAGUGAAAACGUACAGGAUGACAGAAAAGAUGGUGAAGAAGAAUAUUUGGAAAGUCAAAAUGAGGGUGAUGACAGAAAAAAUAAUGAAGAGUGUUCAGCUGCUGAAGAAGUACCGUGUGAUAAUAGUGAAAGUGACCACUGUCAUGACUUGGCUAUUUGUGAACUACAGAAAAAAAGAAAUCAAGAGGAAAACAAACCAAUACCAAAGCCACGGAUGCACAAAACAAGAAAUGCUUCAGCAUCAGAUCAAGAUCAGAAGAUUAGCACCAGUGACUUGAAACUGGAGGACAAUGGUAGAAAAUCUCCUUCUGGGUCAACAGAUGACAGUUCAGAUGAAAUGGUGAGAAUAGUAGAAGGGCAAAUAGUGACUGAUCCAAUACAGGAGGUAUCAGUGAAUGAUCAAGCUGAGCAUGGGGAGGUGAAGAACACUUCAGAGGACUCUGUCAAGAAACUAAAUGAAACAAAGGAGAGAGUUCUACAAAACCCAAAGGCUUCUUUAUCUGACAGGUCUCUGUCUUCUGCGAACUUAAAGAAAAAGGCAAAAGCUGUUCCAUCAGCUACACCUGUUUCAUCACAAUAUCUGGGAACAUUAAAGGUGUUGGAGGAUAAAUGCGUGCAAAAGAACAGUACAAAAUUUGACAAAGCAGAUAGUUUACGAGCAGCUGUUUUCCAGAAUUGGUUGGAAAAGAAAAGGGCCUUUCUACUGGAAUUAAAGAGAAUUGAAAAGAAGAAAGCUGAAAAACAAAGGAACAAUACUGAAAAGAAAGAGGCUGUUAAAAGAGAGGAAGCAAUUGCCUCUUUUGAAGCCUGGAAAAAAAAGAAAGGAAGAGAAGCAAAGAAGUUAAGUGAAAAAAAGAAGCUUGAGGAACUUAAGAAAAAGAAAGCAGCAGAAGAGGAUGAGGAGAAAACAGAAGCAGCACAGAAGGCAUUCGAAAAAUGGAAAGAAAGAAAAGUGGAAUAUUUAAGAGAGCAAAGCAGAAAGGAAAAACAGUCUGAAAGAAUGAGAAAGAAGAAAGAAGAGGAACUGAUCGCAGAGAAGAAGAGAGACAGCGUGUCAGCAGUUGAAAAGUGGAAUGAAAAAAAGGAAGAAUAUAUGAAACAGAAGAAAGUAGAAAAAAUCCUAGAGAGAAGAAACCAAGAAAUACAACAGGCAAAGAAGGAAGAAAAAGAUAAAAAGGCUAUGGAGGAAUAUGAAAGAUGGCUGGAAAAGAAAGAGAGGAGAGAGCAGCUUGAGAAGAAGCGAAAGAAGUUGCAGGCUGUCCAUGGGCAUGAAGCGCCUUGUCCCUGGAGUCCACCUGGCAAAGUCACAUAUUCAAGGAAUUACUGA
Molecule: messenger RNA, 1755 nt
Organism: Egretta garzetta (little egret)
Lineage: Eukaryota; Metazoa; Chordata; Aves; Pelecaniformes; Ardeidae
Gene: MAP9
Product: microtubule associated protein 9
Exons: 12
Coding region: 1-1755 (584 amino acids)
Biological process (GO): mitotic spindle assembly; regulation of mitotic cytokinesis; mitotic cytokinesis
Cellular component (GO): astral microtubule
Molecular function (GO): microtubule binding
Source: RefSeq, a predicted model, not a curated record